This is a messenger RNA of Somion occarium, 2888 nucleotides long. NCBI's taxonomy places the organism in Eukaryota, Fungi, Basidiomycota, Agaricomycetes, Polyporales, Cerrenaceae. The record is from the annotation of a GenBank genome assembly.
CCGAACAUUGUUAUGGGCGUCUUGUUGAACAGACUAUUUCAGCUUCAAAACUGCCAGUGGCAGUCAGGCUUUCUCAUUUAUAUUUCUCCAGUCUUGCGAAAUUUUCCUUCAGCGCCGGUAUAUAUACCCUUGCUUCACUUUCAUAUAAUUGACAUUACGUCUGGCAACGUUGUAUUAUGGAUGACUCCGACUCACCCACCUCCACUUCUCCCGUUGAGCCCUCUAACCAUAGUCAUCGAAGCACACGUUCCCGACGUCACCACCGAGAUGGCAAGGAACGUGACCGAAGCUCUAUAAUGAGCUCAUCCAAGGAACUCGCAAAAGUCAUCGUUCGUCAAGAAGGCGAGGUCAAGGAUCUUCGGAAUAGAUUGUAUAUCCUCACCGAACGACUAAAAGACGAAACGCAGCGUGCCGACGAUGCGGAGAAAAGAACCAUGGACGCUGUCCUCAAGUUCAAGGAAGUCAAUGAUGCGCGGCUGGCCGCGCAACAGGAGUCUACUCGUUUGACAGAGGAGUUGAGGCUGUACAAGCUACAGCUGGAUAAUGCGCAGAAGGAGAUCUUGAAAGCUCAGGAAGUGCUUGAUUCUCUUGAGGCACAGAGGAAUGACGCAGAAGAAGCAGCGGCGCGUGCCCGAAGCACGGCUCGGAAAUUGAAGGAAGAGAAAAUUGUCCUUCUAGCUCGUGAAGAAGGUCGACUACAGGGUUUCAAGGAAGGUGUCGCCCAGGGACGAGCUAUUGGUUAUGAGGAAGGUCGCAAUGCUGGGUAUGGCAGAAGUCGAGCCACUCCACCUAGUCGAGAAUCAUCGCAGAAUCCUAUCAUGCUCCCAGCGUCCCCGCCACGCGGUCCUUCUCCUUCGUCAUCUUCAUACUCGGAUUCACCUCCGCCCAGACCAUUAGCCCCGGCUUUCGAAGGGUCUCCUCCAGAAGACAUUCAUAUUAGAAGCUCCCCGGCAUCAUCCGGACCCUUAAAUAUGAAGAACACCGAGAUGCACCCCGUUACGGUUCACAACGUUUCAGUGGACCCACCAUCUAACGCACCCGUAGAGUAUCCUCCUGAGGGUUGGAUCCCAACCAUUGACGAUGAUGGACGAGUACGGUUACCCCCUCCGCACGAGUUGGCACCUGCACCUCCGACACCCAAAGGUUCUCCUUCAGCUUCCGCCACCCUGAAAAUGACGGAAGAAUUGGAUGGACCUAUGAAAAUGAUACCUCCACCAUUCCAGACACCCAUGAAUGCCAAUGUGACGCUGUCAGAUAUCGAGUCUCGUGCGACUACACCUGCGGCUCGUCGCCCAAAACAUAAACGUCGGAACUCUGAAGAAAGUAUGUCUACGACGAUAUCGCAAUUUGAGAUCGUUGGACUACCUCCCGUGUCAUCGUCUGCUCGGAAUCUGGUCGAAAGACCAAAUGUCCUUAGUGCUAUUGUGGAAGAGAAGGAGCGUAGUUCAUCAAUGUCAUCUCCUCAAGGUGGUGGGAGCUCUCCUUAUCAUAACGGCUCUAGUCCCAGCAUGAUGCAAAGACCAGAGGGCCAGACGCCUCAAGUCAUUCAUGCCGGACUAACCAAUAGACAGUCUCAUGAGAACCUCUACGUCCGACCACGUUCACAUUCCUCCCUCUCUGACGCAGGGCUGGUAAAUCCACCCAGGUCGCCUCCCUCGAGGUCUCAAAGCCAAUCCAGGCUAAGUCGCAAGGGUAGCGUGUCUUCUGAUGUUGGUAUUGCGAUAAAUGUUGAGCCUCCGUCUCGACCGGAUUCCAAUCAGUCUGGUGCAUCAGGGACACAACAGCAUCCAAACCUUCUGAGUGCGAGUGAUGCUGAGGCUAUUGCUCCUGCCGGUGAAGCGACAUCCCAAGCGAACAUCCGGCCCACUACGGGGACAUCUCCGCUUACAGCAUUCCCCUCCAUGCCAAUCGAUGUGUUAGCCAACAGCGAACUUCCACCUGGUUUCAUGCCAAUGGGUCCUCCCAUCCCUGUGGACACAGCUAUGGGUCCAGCCUCUGCUAUUUACGCUAAUCCAAUGACUCCCGCAGCGAUUCCACUUCCACCUUCCUCUGCGCCAUCCAUUCACCGACUAAAUUCAGGUACAACACCUUCAGUCGCAGGCUCCGUCCUCCCGGGGACUUUCCCUGGGGGAACCGCCGACCCAGUUGUCAUCCCACUACCAUCUUCCAGCGUCCUAUCUCAUGCAGGCCUACAGUCCGAACCAUACAGUAGGGCCGCCCUUCACAAAGACUCUUCCUCAGACGACGAAAUCUCCUCCAGUCUAUCAGACUCUAUGGAUUCGUUGACCACGCCUCCUCAAAGGUAUCGCAAGACACCCGGCCCAACGUAUGCUACCGCACCCACGCCGCCUGAUCUCGUCUAUCCUCUGCCGGUUGUGCCACCAACCCCGAGUAGAAGUCUUAGCUCGAGGAGUGGUGUGAGUGGAAGUAUUAGCGCAGCCGCAAAGGUUCCAUUACCAUCUUCGACCGUUGGGGGAAGUCCGAAGUCAACCUAUACACGGUUAUCGAAGCGAAGUGGGAGCGGCUCAGGUAGCCAACGUGCAUAAGGCUAGUAUGCUUUUCUUGUAGAUUGUUUUCUAUUCAUGUGCUUUUAUCUUUCAUCUUCACAACACACUCAUGGACCGAUUCAUCCAUCACAAUCUGGAUUCUCUCAUUCUCUUUGUACCUUCUUGUACAUAUACUGACGACUUUGAUGAUUCUCCACGAGGCAUUUACGGUUUGGACGAUCAUGAACUCGCGCAUUUUCCUUCUUGCAUAGACCUCGCAUCUCUCUGGAACAUUGCAUUUAGAGUUUCCUGGCAAUCGUCUCCAUGUAUUUCAUGUGUAGCAUACUGCUCUAUCAAGUUCUCUUUGGGUUUUAGUUGGCGCGUCGUACGCUGUCUUCUGCA